Eleginops maclovinus (Patagonian blennie) is the source of this 2159-nucleotide messenger RNA. RefSeq names its product clusterin (gene clu). Gene Ontology annotation, molecular function: misfolded protein binding. Gene Ontology annotation, cellular component: nucleus. The record is from RefSeq and is a predicted model, not a curated record. The coding region runs from base 183 to 1553 and encodes 456 amino acids. The transcript is spliced from 10 exons. NCBI's taxonomy places the organism in Eukaryota, Metazoa, Chordata, Actinopteri, Perciformes, Eleginopidae.
GCUUGAUAGUAGCGGCGCCGUGCAGCAUGAGUCACAUGUUUAUGUGCACCUUCGCAGUUAUCCGCGGGUAUAAAGCCCAGCAGCAGAGUGACCGACGCAGCUUCAGACGGUCUGGAGUCUCAGGAAACAAACAGAGUUCUUAUUCUCAUCAUUGCCUGCUGGCCCUGUGAGAGUCAGAGAGGAUGUUAAUGAUGAUGAUGAUGAUGAGGAAGAAGGGGUCCAAGAUUCUCGCCGUGGUGGCUCUCCUUCUGGCCUCAGUCAACUGUCUCGUUCCUCCAUCCACAGAAGACCUUAACCAGAUCUCAAUCCAGGGCGAGAAGUUUCUGGAUAAACAGAUUGAGACUGCCGUGAACGGAGUGAAGGAGAUGAAGAGCGUGAUGCAGAAAUCUUCAGAGGAGCAUCAGAAGUUUUUGGACGACCUGGAGAAGACCAAGGAUCUAAAAGAGGAGGCGAUGCGUACGGCUCAGGAGAUGGAGGCUAAGCUGGAGCAGGAGGAGGAGGUCUGUAACGAUACCAUGAGGGCUCUGUGGGAGGAGUGCAAGCCCUGCCUGAAGAACACCUGCGUCAAAUACUACUCCAGAACAUGCAGCAGUGGAUCUGGACUGGUGGGACGCCAGCUGGAGGGGGUGCUGAACAGAACGUCCCCUUUCUCCAUCUGGAUCAACGGGGAGAACAUAGACGUCCUGGUUCAGGAGGGGCAGCGGCAGAGCAAAGAGUUCACCAACCUGGAGGAGAAAUACUCCGAGAUGGCCCACGGUGUCAACAGCAUCUUUUCAAACAGCAUGAAGGUGGCUGAUCAUCUGCACUUCAACCCUCCAUCGUUCUUUUUCUCUGAUAUCCUGGGACCGUUCACUCGUCGGAGCAGAAGCAUCCGCCUGCUCUUCCGCGAUCCAUUCCACGGCUUCCAGGAUUUGUUCUCCCCGAUGAUGGACAUGAGCAAGAACCUCUUCAGCUCCAUGGGCUCCAUGAUGGACAUGGACUCAGACACAGCUCCCAACGGCAGCGUGAACGAGGACGUGGUCAUCACGAAACCUUUUGGCGACGGCACGAUGACCUGCAGAGAGAUCCGCCGUAACUCUGCUGGCUGCCUCAAGUUCCGCGAAGAGUGUCAGAAAUGCAAAGACAUCCAGCAGAUGGACUGCUCCGGGAGAAAGCCUCUGGACGGCCCUCUGAAGGCGGAGCUGGAGGAGGCGCUGGCCCUGGCCGAGCGUUUCACCCAGCAGUACAACAACCUCCUGAAGAGGUUCGAGGAGAAGAUGCUCAACACCUCCUCCGUCCUCGACAUGCUCAACAGAGAGUUCGGCUGGGUGUCCUCUCUGGCCAACAUCACCGACGUCUUCCGGGUCCAGACGGUGAUCAGCAGUGACACUGAAGAGAAGCCAAGCGAUGAGAAGAAGCCGGCAGAAACCAACGUGUCCGUGAAGCUGUUUGACACUCCGGCCAUAAACGUCAGCGUGCCGGGCGACAUCCCCUGGACCGACCCCAAGUUCUCCGAGGUUGUGGCCCAGGAGGCUCUGGACCGCUACAAGGAGACCAGCGUUGUGGUCAAAUAAAGUCCCAAACCUGCACGUUCUGCUGACGGAACAGGAGAAUGUUCUGGACUCAUCACCAGAAACCCCGCUGAUGAAAAAACCCUGAAGCCAACGCACUGAUUCUGUUGUAAAUCCUCUUAAAGUCCUGCUUCAGCCAACGACUCAGUUUAACCUCAGAGAUUUAUAUUGUAACCUUAGAGCUCUUUGUCCUGCUGUCAGAGGAGAUAUUCAGUAGAUGUAGAUAACACAAAACAAUAAGGCUGUGUAACAUGUGAGCUUGGCUUUGCUAAAAAGGGACUUUCUCUGCUUGAGUUUCAGUUUAACCUUAUAUAUAAAGAUCAAACUGACAUUUCCUCCAUCACAUUUCAAUAAAACUAGGAUUGGUUUGUUGCUAAUAUUUGUUGAUAAGUACGUUUAGAGUGAGUUAAUCCAAGUUUGUGUCAGUGACCCGAUGCACCUUCCUACAGAUCUCUGACAGCUGCUGUCUGAGUUGGUGGAAGUGGUUCAUUCGCUGGAGUUAAACUGACUAGUUAAGAGUUUUUGUUCAUGAUUGCUUUUAAGCCCCUCUGUACAACAGCCUCGCAAAGAAGGAAUAAAUAGAGAUCUAAUAAACCUGCUCAAACCCAA